AGGGUGGUCACGGUUUGAGGUUUAUUCUUCCUAGGGUGGGUUCCCACAUCUUUUCAGCUUGCCUCAGGGUAACCUCGUCAUCCAAUGGCAUAUGGUAGUCUUCAUGACCACUAAAGACCCCUGCGUGUAGUCUUCUAUGGAGCCUGACCAGGAAAUUACUGGAUGGCUGACCAGUCUGCACCUGUCCCAAUAUGCCUCCAGCUUCGCCAGGGCUGGCUACCGUUGCUUUAAAGACCUUAGGAUCCUAACUGAGGAGAAGCUUUUUGAGGUCGACAAUAUUCCCACAGGACACCGGCGGAGGAUCCUAAGCAGCCUGGAGACCCUGAUGGUGGAAGUGGAUGGUGGUAAAGGUUCUAUGAAAGUACCCGCGAGGAGAAAGCCGAUCCCAAGACCUAGACAAGUGUUUCCCAAGGCUAAGAAGAGAGGCAUAUCUUGUCAGAAUUCUCAGGGCAGUAACAUCCAGACGACAAAGCAAACUCUUCUUUCAGGGGCUAGUGUUACAUGUUACACUGUUUCCUCCAGCUCUAGCUCCGCCUCUGAGCAUGCCAGCAGCGAAUCACUGGAGAACUUUUCAGAAGAACCUAUUCCAGAUGAGAAUGAUGACUUUCCCUCAGAAGGAGCUUCUGUAGGGUUUCAGGGAAAAAUGGUUGAAAAUGAAAUAUAUGAGCAGUGCACCUUCAUUAAGGAACCCUCUGAGCUGAGUUCUAUCCUCUCCUAUAAGCUACGACACAGGCCCAUUCCAGAGAUCCCCGAGCAUCCCUUCAAACCUCCUUAUGACUGGAACGUGGCAGCAAAUAACAACAGUGACCAUCUCUCAAGGUCUGAGGGACACGCCUGCCCCACAGGCAGUAAGAAAGCAUCACUUCAAAGGACCUUGUCCCCCAUUGUCCCAUAUGGAGAGCUUUUUCUGUACAAUUCAGCAGAAAUAGAAACGGAUUUGGGCAAUGAUGUAAUGUCCAGUCAAGGAGUAAAAGAGAACCUGGAACAACAGAAGUUAAGAAACAAGCAGACACAAAUAACAAGAAGCAAGACAAUAACACACAAUAACAAGAAGCAAGACCUUUCCAAGCAACAUUAUGUCGAUGAUGAUGAUGAUGAUGAUUACUCCACUGUACAAGAAUCCACACUUAGUCAGCGCUUGGCUAAUGAAUGCUCUUUUAAACAACCUACACCGUCUACUCUUCUCUCGAGCACUGGACCAUCAGCUUUAGCCCAGCCACAAUCAGUUGUACAAGACAUAUACCGUAUGGUGCAAGAUGACAUACCGGGCCUACUGAGACCAAACCUUCCUUCUCAAACAGAAGUUUCCAUUUCUCCCUAUGCCUGCUUCUAUGGGACCCGUACUGCAGCCACCAAAGCAGGCUGGCUAGACAAACUCUCCCCUCAAGGGAACUAUGUCUUUCAGAGAAGAUGGGUGAAGCUUGAAGGAGGAAAUCUCACUUACUACAACAGCGAUAAGGAGAUGUACUCGAAGGGCCUGAUACCUGUUUCAGCAGUUAAACAAGUGUGCGCUCUGGGUGAGAAUAAGUUUGAGGUGGUCACCUCUGUAAGAACCUUUGUGUUUCGGGCAGAGAAAGAAGGAGAACGUCAGGAUUGGCUAGAGGUUCUCCAGUCUGCUGUGAGCUCCCAGUCCUCCAUUUCCCAUCAGCCUCGCAAAAAUAACACAAACAAGAGUGGCUACGUCGAGCUGCGUGGCCUCAAAGGAAGAGUCUACCUCAGCCUCAUGAGAACCAGCUUCAGACUCUGUAAAACAGACCAGGACUUUAAUGCAGGGCUGGCCAUCACUGUGGUGGACCUGACGGCUGCGUGUGUGAAACAAGUUGAGAGGAAAGGAUUUGAGAUCACUACACCUUUCAAAUCCUUCUGUUUCACAGUGGAGUCGGAGCGUGAGAGAGAGGAAUGGAUAGAGGCAGUUCAAGAGUCCAUCGUAGAGACAUUGUGCAAUUACAAGGUGCUUGAGAAGGUUUGGUUCAACAAGUCCAACAGGAAGUGCGCCGAUUGUCAGGCUCCUGAGCCGGAAUGGGCCUCCAUCAACCUGUGUGUGGUCAUCUGCAAGAAUUGUGCAGGUCAGCAUCGAUUCCUGGGUCCUGGUAUCUCAAAGGUCCGCAGUAUGAAGCUAGACAGCAGCAUAAGGACCAACGAGCUCAUUGAGCUGUUUUUAGACGUUGGGAAUAAAAAUUCCAACAGCUUCUGGGAAGCAAAUCUUCCCCCAGAGGAUGAGCUUUGCAAGCAGCCAUCGCCGGAGCAGCGUGCAUCCUUUAUCCACAGGAAGUACAAUAAGAGGAAGUACAAGAAAGUUCUAGAAGGUCUAAACACUCAAGAGGAACUCAACAAGGCCCUGUGUGCUGCAGUGGUUCUCCCUGACAUCCUGCAAACCAUGGCCCUGGUUUUCAGUGGGGCGGAUGUGAUGUGUGCGACAGGUGACCCUGAGUACUCCACUCCGUAUCUACUGGCUCAGAAAGCUGGCCAGAGGCUGCAGAUGGAGUUUCUCCACCACAACAAGCUCUCAGAUUUUCCUAAGCUGGAAGCAUUAUGUGACAGCAGUUUUCCGGCUGAUGUUCCUUCUUUUAUGGAUGGAUUUCUCUAUUGCUCUGUGAACGCCAGCAAGGCCACUCUGGACUGGAAAGGAAGACCCGACAUGGUCCGCCGUUGGUGUACGUUGGAAGGUGGAUUUCUUAGUUACUAUGACAAUGAGAAGAACGCUUCACCCAUAGGCCGAGUUGACAUUAGUGACGUGGUGAGCCUGGCCAUCAACAACACUGAGAUCAUCACCGAAACAGGGUCAGUGUUCACCUUUGAGCUGUACCUGCGCUCUCAGAGAGUGCUGGUGUUCGGAGCAGAGACCUCAGAUGCACAUCAGGAUUGGACACAUGCCAUCGCCAAGUGUUUUGUCCCUGCAAGGGCAGAUGCUCUACUGAGGCAGGACAGUGAGCUUAUUGGCCGACUGCACUAUAAAGAGGGUCAUGACCUUUAUCAUUGGCGAAUGGGAUGGUUUGCUCUGGUGGCUUCAGAACUCUACUUCUGUUCUGGAGAUGAAGAUGAAGAGGAGGGAGUUAUUCAACUCAAACGCCUACAGGAGCUUAGUGAGAACAAAUAUACAUGCAUAGCAAUAGAUGAACUAUUCUUUUCAUAUCUUUCAUUCUAUGUUUUUCCAAACCCUUUU
This is a messenger RNA of Sinocyclocheilus anshuiensis, 3163 nucleotides long. RefSeq names its product arf-GAP with Rho-GAP domain, ANK repeat and PH domain-containing protein 2-like. The annotation marks the transcript as partial. Gene Ontology annotation, molecular function: GTPase activator activity; protein binding; phosphatidylinositol-3,4,5-trisphosphate binding. The record is from RefSeq and is a predicted model, not a curated record. Lineage: Eukaryota; Metazoa; Chordata; Actinopteri; Cypriniformes; Cyprinidae. The transcript is spliced from 18 exons. Gene Ontology annotation, cellular component: cytoplasm.